Messenger RNA from Neoarthrinium moseri, 2595 nucleotides. RefSeq lists its product as uncharacterized. Gene Ontology annotation, cellular component: nucleus. The transcript has a single exon. The record is from RefSeq and is a predicted model, not a curated record. Gene Ontology annotation, biological process: RNA processing. NCBI's taxonomy places the organism in Eukaryota, Fungi, Ascomycota, Sordariomycetes, Amphisphaeriales, Apiosporaceae. Gene Ontology annotation, molecular function: RNA binding. Bases 1 to 2595 code for a protein of 864 amino acids.
AUGUCGACCCCGUCCAAGAAAGGCGACCCGUUCCCGGACGUCGAGGCCAAGCUGCAGAAGGCCCACAAGCAGUCGGCGUUCGAGAAGGAGAAGGCCGAGCGAGAGGCCAAGCGCAAACGCGAGGCUGCCGAGACUGCCGCCGUCUACGAGAGUUUCGUCAAGAGCUUCGACCACGAUGACGACGACGACGGCGACGAGAUCAGCGCCAUUGCGCGCGGCCACCAGCAGAGCACACCCUUUGGCCGCGGGGGCGGCAGAGGAGGCGGGUUCACUCCCGUGGGCGGAGGUGUUGGCAAGCGACACUUCGGGACCGGUUUGAAGAGUGGGCCGGGCAGCCUUGGUCCGGCGCCAACGGGCUAUGCGAAGAGCGGACCGGGCAGUCUUGGGCCAAGCCCUGGCAGUUAUGGACGGAAAAGAGGCUUUGACGGAGGCUAUCAGAGGGACUUCGGGAGGCGCGACGACGACAGGGGCCGGCUUGGUGGCUACCAGGAUGACGACAGGGACUAUGGUACACCGACGACGAAGGGCCUAUCCAAGGUCUUCAGUACUAGCGAUGAUGAGGCCGAGGGGAAGCCUGACAGGGCGGAGGAAAGGGCCAUCGCCAAGCCAACCUUGCGGUUGGCGAACCUGCCGCCAGGUACUUCGCCUGCUGUCAUCAAGGCUUUGGUGCCAUCGAAUCUCACAGUCGAGAAUGUCAAGGUCAUACCGCCGGCGGCUUCAGCGACAAACGAGAGGAAGUCCAUGGCGGCCAUCGUUAUCCUGUCCCAGGAAACACCCGCCACAGACAUUGAUGCAGCGGUCAGCUCAUUGCAAAAUAGGUAUUUAGGCUAUGGGUUCUACUUGUCAUUGCACAGACAUCUAUCGUCCGCAGUCGCAACGACGACGGCAGCCUCGCUGACUUCGGCCGCAUCGUCUCAUCCGUUCGGGGCUAAGCCUGUGGUACAAGUCGAUGAUCAGCGCCCAAAUCACCAAACCCAGAUGCAUCGUGGAUUUGCCCCGCCAACUUCAUACGGACAUCCGGGUGGCCCGAUCAACAGGCAGGGUAUUUUCCACGUUCCUAUCCAGGCGCCGCAAGAUAUCAAACAACUGCAGCUCAUCCACAAAGUGCUCGAAUCUGUCCUGGAACACGGCCCAGAGUUUGAGGCGCUGCUCAUGUCACGGCCUGACGUACAGAGGGAAGAGAAGUGGGCCUGGCUCUGGGACGCCCGGAGCCAAGGUGGAGUUUGGUACCGGUGGCGGUUAUGGGAGAUAGCUACAGGCUUACGAAAGAAGGAUGGAAAGCAAGGCAAGUAUGUGCCCCUUUUCGAGAGCAGCCAUGCUUGGAAGGUCCCUGAGAAGCCACUGCAAUAUGAAUAUGCCACGAAUAUCAACGAGUUCGUGUCGGACUCAGACUACAACUCGUCUGAUGAGGACGACUUCGAGGACGAAGGCAACAAGCCCACCGACGGCGGGCCGGGCGGUGAUAGUGAGAACACAUAUCUCAAUCCGCUGGACAAGGCCAAACUGGUACACCUGUUGGCCCGAUUGCCAGCCACGCUCAGCCGGAUCAGGAAGGGGGACAUCGCAAGAGUGACGACCUUCGCCAUCACACACGCAAGUCGUGGCGCCGAUGAGAUUGUCGACUUGAUCGUCUCUAAUGUUCGAAAGCCAUUCGCCUUCACAGCGGCAAACUCCGAGCACAAGCCAGAUUCCAAAGCCGAUGGCAACGACGCUCCCAAAGGGGAAUCUGAUCCUUCGACACCGAUCCCAGAGGAGAAGGAUAAGCCGGCCUCGGCCGAUCAGGUUGACACCAGUGCUGCAAGUCUGGUCGCCCUUUAUAUAGUCAGCGAUAUACUCUCGUCAUCAGCUACCAGCGGAGUUCGGCACAGCUGGAGAUUUCGUCAACUGUUUGAGACAGCGUUACGAGACCGCAAGGUCUUUGAGUACCUGGGUCAGACAGCGGAGCGCCUAAGCUGGGGAAGAUUGAGGGCAGACAAAUGGAAGCGCAGCGUGGGACUUGUAUUAAGUCUCUGGGAGGGAUGGUGCGUCUUCCCCGCCGAGACCCAGGAGCUGUUCGUGAAGAGCUUCGAAGCCCCGCCUAGCCUAGUGGCAAAGAAGGUCGAAUCACAACAAGGAGACGGUGCUACUGCCGAGGAGAUCGAAAAGAAGGCUGGCGGUAGCCGAUGGAAGACGGUCGAGGCUGAAGGCACGGCAGAGACUGGGAAGGGAUUCAAACCUGUUACUGCCGUCGACGUGGGAGCAAACUUUGACCCUUCGGCAGAACGCAUGGAUGUCGACGACGAUCUCGAUGGCGAGGCAAUGGAUGACGAAAUUGAUGAAGACGUGCUCAUGGACAGCGACAUAGACGGCAAGCCAAUGUCUGAAGACGAGGAUGACGCGCAGGGCGACCCCAUGGAUGAGGACACAACAGAAGUCCAACAAGCACAACCACCAAACCAAGCUCCUACGGACGAGGAUAGGCCGAGAACCUCGGCAGAUUCUGGCCCACCGGGGGAAAGCUCAACAAAAACAGAGAGGCCCACGAGGCGGAGGAUACGAGCUGUAGACAUGUUUGCAGAUGACGACAAGUCCAGUGACGAGGGUGGCCGUAGGUAG